AUGGCUCUCGCAUGCUCCAUGUCAUCAGCAACAUCCACAUUGAAGCUGUCGCUCGCUCCUCCCAGAACAGCCACCAGCACACGCCGAUGCACCAUCAUCUGCCAAGCUGAGCCCAUCCGGCGACCAGGUCCCGUCGCUCCGCAAUCAGCGGACGCUCCAGCAGCCGCGGCUCCUGCCAGUCCGUCCUCCGCAGCGGCGACGGUUCCGGCAGGCGUGACGGUGGAGUAUCAGCGGCAGGCGGCGAAGGAGAUGGUGGCGUACUUCCAGGAGAAGAAGUACGAGCAGGACGUGCGGGACGGGAAGGUGCUCGGCUUCACCACCAAGAACGAGAUCGGCAACGGACGGUGGGCUAUGUUUGGUCUGGCAGUGGGUCUGCUCACAGAAUACGCCACAGGGGUGAACUUCCCAGACCAGCUCUACAUUCUGCUCUCCAAUUUCGGCAUUGUUGACUAA
Messenger RNA from Closterium sp. Naga37s-1, 453 nucleotides. The record is from the annotation of a GenBank genome assembly. Lineage: Eukaryota; Viridiplantae; Streptophyta; Zygnematophyceae; Desmidiales; Closteriaceae.